Molecule: messenger RNA, 1998 nt
Organism: Aspergillus oryzae RIB40
Lineage: Eukaryota; Fungi; Ascomycota; Eurotiomycetes; Eurotiales; Aspergillaceae
Product: WASP family protein
Exons: 3
Coding region: 1-1998 (665 amino acids)
Molecular function (GO): actin binding
Source: RefSeq, a predicted model, not a curated record
AUGCCAUCUAUCCUCAGUGACGCCGACAAAGAAACCGUCAAGAGGACUGUCCCCAAACCGGCGAACAAGAUCCACGCUGUAGCUGUUGCGCGACUAUAUGUGGCCUAUCCGGAUCCUCAAAAAUGGACAUACACAGGUCUACAGGGUGCUGUCGUACUGGCGAAUGAUUUAGUCGGGCGGACCUUUUGGUUGAAGCUGGUGGAUGUAUCGCCCGCUGGACGAGGUGUUAUCUGGGACCAGGAGAUAUACGAUAAUUUCCCCUAUAACCAAGACCGAACGUUCUUUCACACGUUUGAGCUGGAAGAGUGUCCCGCUGGUUUAUCCUUUGCUGAUGAGAAGGAAGCUAAAACGUUUAUGAAGAAAAUGCAAGACCGGGAGAAGAAUGCGAGCAAAGAAACUCGGCAGACACCUUUCGCAUCUACUCGUGGUCAAGGCCCCGCUCCCAUAGCAAAUGGUAAACAUGGCGUAGGACGGUCGAUUUUCGGUAGCCUGUUAGGCCAUCGGUCAACAUCGGGGUCAAAUGCGCCUCCACCAGUAGCACAUACAGAACCUCCUUCUGCGCCUUCCAUCCAAGUUGCACCUCCCCCACCGAGCAGUCCCCCGCGCAAGCCCUUGCCCUUCGACACCAGUGAUCCGUCAUGGAAAGGUCUUCUGGACGAGCUCUUGCAGAUGGGAAUUACGGAAGACCAGAUCGCAGAGAAUUCGGACUUUAUCAAGGCUUAUAUUGAGCAGAAACAAAGCAACGGGGUCGAUUCUACUCCGUCUCCGGCUGAGGACAAAAGGGGCAAAGCUCCCCCUCCGCCUCCUCCAUCGGCGCCUCCUGCUCCUAAGUCAAGUUCUAUAAGCCCGCAACAUACAGGUAAUAGUACGGGUAGCCGACGAGGCGCUCCGCCACCACCUCCACCGUCACGGAGAACUCGUACUGAGGCGGAGGAAGAGUCGCCUGCAUCUACUCGCGAACCAUCUCCGCCGCGGCCCAGAUUCCGAGCGCCCCCUCCGAUUGCAGAUGCUGGCAAGUUUGCGCACACCAAUGGGCCCCCUCUUCCUGGCCGACAACGAGCAUCAUCGGGCGCGACCCCUGGGCCUCCUCCCCCACCACGACCUCCAAAGACUCCUGUGGAUGACAGUCAACCCCGGUUUGGGGUGCCUCCACCUUUCCAAGGGGAGCGAAAGGUGUCCGCUCCUCCAGCACCACCCAGCCGCAACAAUGCGCCUCCAGGGCCACCACCACGGCCACCUCCCCGCACGUCAAGCCCUGCGGUACCGCCGCAGCUUCCUCCCAAAGUGCCUCAUGGCGCGGCCUCAACGCCAGCACCUCCCCCACCACCCCCAAGAAGCCCGGCUAGCCAACCGCCUCCUCCGCCUGUGCCAGCUGCUUCCCGUCCUACACCUCCCCCACCUGCAUCCAGUGCGGUGCCCCCUCCACCACCACCUUCAUCAAGCGUUCCCCCGCCGCCGCCUCCGCCUCCCCCUCCCACUUCGAGCGUACCUCCUCCUCCGCCGCCACCACCUCUUCCAUCAAGCAGAGGCCCUCCAGCUCCUCCGCCGCCACCCCCAUCUUCGAGCAUUCCCCCGCCUCCCCCUCCACCCGGUAGAGGCCCCUCAGCCCCCCCUCCUCCUCCACCCCCAGCGCCAGCUGGUGGGGCUCCCCCGCCACCACCACCUCCUCCUGGAGCUGGUGCUCCUCCUCCCCCUCCCCCACCUGGUGGAGCAGCUCCACCUUUGCCCACACCUUCUGGUGGAAGGGACGACCUAUUGGCUGCCAUUAGGGCAUCUGGAGGCAAGGGUGGCGGAGGGUUGCGGAAGGUCAAAGAGUCCGACAAGAAGGAUCGCAGCGCGGCGAUGGUUCCUGGGUCUGCCAACGAAACAUCCGCAGCUUCAGCAGGUGGCGGUGCCGCCCAGGGUGGUAUGGCAGGCGCUCUUAAAGCCGCUCUGGACAAGAGAAAGCAGAAAGUUAGCGGUAGCGAUGACGAAAAGGAGGACGACGAUGAUUGGUAA